GUGUAUGUGUGAUUGCAGUGUGAGUGUACAAGUUUGGUUUGGAAUAAAUUCUUGUGAUGUAAGAAAUUUGUAAACAAUCUGUUGGUAAAAUUUCUCUUUUUUCAUUGAUAAAACAAGCAGUUAUAAUGGAUGAUCAUGUGGGAUUGCCGCAUGACAUCCAUGAUAUUCAUUCUUGUUUGAAAAGUAAUUUAGAAAGUGGUGACGAUGGUGAAGUUGAAGUAGAAAUUAACAGCCGGUUUGUUGAACCUAUAGACGGUAGUGACUCUCCACCUUACACCCCUGUACCUGGGUUUACUCAAAAUGGAGAAACAGUCUCCAAUGAAAUUUCUGCUCCGUAUGAAGUGCCUCAAUUUCCAAUUGAAGUUAUAGAAAAGAAACUAGCUAUCCAAAAGCAACUUUCAAGCAGGGUAGUAAAAGAAGAUGAUAAGCGCAGUCAUUAUGAGCCCUCUAUUGUCGGCACAGUAGCAGACGAGAAUGACCGCAUUUUCAAACUGGAUGAACAUGACUUUGUCCCUCACUACCAGCGAGUGUACAUCAGUGGAGAGGACACCAGUGGGGUACCUCUGGAAGAUCUACAUCAGGCCUCACGACUGUUGGUUCAAGCCUUGCACAUCAGAGAGCGCUACAUGGAGAUGUCCCACCAGAGUUUUCCUCCUCUAACAGCUCGCUUCCUCCGAUCCUUUGACAAUAAGGCGCCUCACUACUACAAGAACAUUCAACAUGAAGAUAAAAAAACCAUUGCAGACCCUACCACCUCCUCUCCUGGUCCUUCUCCUGGUUAUCACAUUGAUAGUGACACUCUGUCUGACAGUGACAUUAGAAACUUGCUACUUCGAGACACGUGGCAAGACCACCCUGUGCAUGCUCCCCCCAGCACUACAAGCCCUUGGGAGUGUGAGAUUCCUGCGACCAAGGGAUACAUCAUACAACCUCUAAGAGGCGUCUACCAGGUAUACAAAGAUAAGACUGCCUUGGACAAUGGGGAAGCUCUGCCGUAUGCCUACCCUCGCCUCGACAUGUUCGUGCAGGAUAUGAACAGGCUCUGUACCAUGAUAGCUGAUGGGCCCAUGAAGUCAUUUUGUUACCGUCGUCUGAGUUACCUCUCGUCCAAGUAUCAGUUACAUGUUCUGCUGAAUGAGCUACGAGAACUCGCUUCUCAAAAAGCUGUUCCCCACAGGGACUUUUAUAAUAUUCGCAAGGUUGACACACAUAUUCACGCGGCAUCUUGCAUGAACCAGAAGCACCUGUUGCGCUUUAUCAAGAAGACGUUGAAGAAUCACGCUGACGAGGUAGUGACCAACGGUAGGGACGGAGAAAUGACUCUGAGACAGGUGUUUCAGUCCAUGAACCUCACGUCCUACGACCUCACUGUGGACAUGCUGGAUGUGCAUGCGGAUAGAAACACAUUCCAUAGAUUUGAUAAGUUCAACGCCAAGUACAACCCGAUUGGUGAGAGUAGAUUGAGGGAAGUUUUCCUCAAAACAGAUAACUACCUGGGUGGCAAAUACUUUGCAAGGAUAAUCAAGGAAGUUUCCUCAGAUCUAGAGGAGAGCAAAUAUCAGAACGCAGAGUUGAGGUUGAGUGUGUAUGGUAAGAGUAUUGAUGAGUGGGACAAGUUGGCCAAAUGGGCAACAACCAACAACGUCUACAGUGACAAUGUCCGUUGGCUCAUACAGAUCCCUCGGCUCUACGACAUCUUCAGAACCAACAAGUUGAUGAACAACUUCCAAGAACUUCUCACCAACAUAUUCCUACCACUUUUUGAAGUCACCAAUGACCCAGCCAGCCACCCAGAUUUGCAUCAGUUCUUGCAAUAUGUGAUUGGGUUCGACAGUGUGGAUGACGAGAGCAAGCCAGAGAACCCUCUGUUUGACAAGGAUGUGACCACACCCGACCAAUGGGAUGACGUGGAGAACCCUCCCUACGCCUACUACCAGUACUACACCUAUGCCAACAUGACUGUUCUUAACCACUUCCGCACGGAGCAAGGGUUGAACACUUUUGUGCUGCGGCCUCACUGUGGAGAAGCUGGCCCUGUACAACACCUGGUGUGUGGAUUCAUGAUGGCAGAGAAUAUCUCCCAUGGUCUUCUCCUACGUAAAGUGCCAGUUCUGCAAUACUUGUACUAUCUGACACAGAUUGGCAUAGCUAUGUCUCCCCUGAGCAACAACUCUCUGUUCCUCAACUACCACCGCAACCCUCUCCCAGAGUACCUGGCUCGGGGCCUGUGUGUCAGCCUCUCCACCGAUGAUCCCCUUCAGUUCCACUUUACCAAGGAACCCCUGAUGGAGGAGUACAGCAUCGCAGCGCAAGUCUGGAAGCUGAGUUCCUGUGACAUGUGUGAGCUUGCCCGCAACAGUGUCAUCAUGAGUGGUUUCCCCCACAAGAUGAAGCAGUACUGGCUGGGCCCUAACUACACCAAGGAGGGUGUCGCAGGCAAUGACAUCAGUCGCACAAAUGUGCCAGACAUCCGCGUGGCGUAUCGCACCGAGACUCUGCUGGACGAACUCUCCAACAUCUUCAAACACGUCGAGCAUGAAACACAUGAAACUGCAUGAACGUCAAGUCAUUAUGUCCUUGUUUAACAUUUACCAAAUUACAUUUAUCUUAAUCAUAACCCAGGAAUUUUCAUAAAUUGCUUUUAGGGAUUUUUGUAUUGAUUUUUUUUAUGUUUUUAAAUAAAUAUUUUUGUUGACCCAUCAUAUUUUAGUUAGGUGUAGUCAGUAGAUGAUUAUUUUGCUUGAAAAAAUAAAUUAAUAUGACUGAUAGUUGCACCGAUUGAGAGAAAUUGUCAUUAAUAGUCAAUGAUUAACAUACUUAACUAACAUUUUUAUACUUCCCUUAGGGUAGGUUCUUGAGUCAUAUUUAAUGUAGUGUAAUGAUAGUAUUGAGGCUGUUCUGACAUUUAAGAUUGUGAUAAAUAUAGAGCUCUAUAACCAGAAUAUUUAUUAAUUAUAAACGUUGUAACCAUAACCAUAUACUAUUAAAAAACCUAUUUACCUUAUUAACUAUUGUACUUACAUUUCUAAAAUGUGUCUCUCUGAAUAUGUUUCUUUGAUUUGUUCAAGAAGUAACAACAUAGUUAAUUAUUAUAUUCUUGUGUUAGCAAUUUGCAAGUGUAAUCGGUUAAAACCGUUUUGCUUUAAAUUUUUUUAGUUGAGGAUAAUAUAAAUUGUAAUAUACUGUCCGCGAGAGUAAAGAAGUCCCCUGAGCUAUGGCCUUUUCGUAGUUUGAAGGCGUUACGCUUGAACGUUUCGCGCGACAAUUAGAGCCGUCUUCACUCUGCUCUGAUAGUUGUUAGGCUUAAUUGUUGUAUGUAAUAUCUGUAUGUUUUUAUAAAUCUAUGUCAUAAUAUUUUUUUGCAUCGUCAUACAAUCGAAGGACACCCAAUUUCUAGUGUUACUGAGGCAAAUUAAUAACCUUUCUACUUUAUGAUUUUUGUUUAGUUAAAUGUAACAAUACCAAUAAAAUACAAUACAAUAAAAUCCUUUUUAAAACCGAGUUUGAAAGCAUUAAUCCCAAAUAAUUAGUUGAAUAUACUUACGGUGAAUGCAUAUUACCGGUACAAAAUAUAAGUACACGAGUACAGCAGUUUCAAUAGCAUUCAUCAAUAAACAACUUAUUAUUAAAGUUCUUAAUCCUAUUACCAUAAACCUAAGCAAACAAUCUAGAAAACAAUUGUUAAUAUAGUAUUUUACUUACAAAUGCUGAAAUUGUAAGAGUUUAAUCGAUGUUAACUUGCAAAGGUUGAAUUUAAAACUAUUUAAUUUUUACAGUGAUCUUUUUCAAGAGUGUACCAUGAAUUUUAAAUUUUAUUUAAAUAUUGUAUACACAUUAUUUAAAAAUAUUAAGUUUUAUUCUUUAAAAUUAAUUCUUUCUCUCAAAACAGGUGAUAGUUUUUUACAUGUAUGGACAAUUUUUUGUUCGUGUAAAAAUUGCGUAUUACAUCUACGAUUACACGCCUAACAAAGCUAUCUAUUUGUACUUUAUGGUGGUCAGCCUUCUUGUGUUUUUUCCCUGGUGUACAGAGUUUUUCAUUCGGAGUUUGUUUGCCGGCUUUUCUAAUUCGUUUAAUAGUAUAUUCUGACACUUUACAAUAGUUUGCGGCACGUUCUGUUGCCUUUUCUAUCGGCACUAAUAACUUUUUGCCUUUACAUUCGUUGUCACAACACUUGAAAACCCGUCUAAUUAAAUCCCUCUCUAGUAGCACCACGUUUUCUUAAAUCCAUAGCUACAAGGACCGUCCAAACAAAACAGAAAUCACUACGCGAGAACACGAGACUGCACUAAAUUAAAUGACGUGACCACAUGAUGAUCAUCCACUUACCAAAACAAAGAUAUUAGUAAUUAUGUUUACAACAGUUGUUUACAUACAGACAUCGACAGUGGCGGCGAUUGGGCUUGAGAGGUGGGGGGACGAAAUCUAGAUUUAUUGUUGAUAUAAUUCUAUUUUAUAAUUUUGAUAAAUAUUCCUUAUGAAAGUGGGGGGGGGGGCAGCUGCCCCCCCUGGCUCCCCCUAAACGCCGCCUCUGGACAUCGAGGCGAGGCGCCCGGAUGCUUAGCGCCUGCAAAUAGUGCGCGAUACCCUCCAAAGAUAGCUGCGUAUCGCUCUGGCUCAAGGGACUUCUUUACUCUCGCGGAUAGUAGUUGCUUUAUGUAAUGAUUGUUCUCCAAAAAAUAAGGAAUAAGUUAAACAUAUGCAUUACUAUCCCUUGGUAAAUUAGGGACCAAGGAAUAUUGAUAUUAGUUGUAAUGUUGUAAUAGUAUAACCAUAAUUCAACUCGUAGACUGUAUAACCAUAAAGCCUGCCUACACUAAAAACCCAUUUUGUUAUUUUGAAAAAUAUAUACAGAAUUUAAGCAUAUAUCAAUAACAAAAACAAUUAGCUUUAUCCUAUUUACAUUAUUUAAUUAAUAACAUACAUCUUAUAAAAUGCUUAUAUUUGUUAGCUUAUCAGUAUAAAAUUUUGACCUAGUGUUAGAUUUAUGCAAUGAAAUAGGCUGAUCACAGAUCAAAAUUCAUUGUAGUAGCCCCGGAACAGUAAUAAUGACUAAUGUUGGUUUUAUAUUACCUGUCGUCAACUCCAAAUUGUUACUGUUGUCAAUGUUACAGGUUUCAGCGAGCUGCCAUUUUCAAGCAUACAGUCCUGCCUGGAAUGUACAAAAAAAUCCCCUUGUAUAGCUUUGUUGCUGGUUUACACACAUGACACAUAAAUAAAUAAGACUUUUAGUUGAAUAGGCCUAUCACGGGUACGAAAUUGAAACAUUGCCGUUACACGAUCGGGAACAGAGUGUCAACGGAGGGUUCAAUGAGCGCUAUCUAGUUGAAUUGUCUUCGUUAUCAGUUGUGGUCAGCUGUUCAGAUAGGUUUCCUUGUUGGAGUAGGGUGUUAAAAAUAAUAUUCAAUUUAAACUGUAGUUUAUCGUUGAGGAUAUGGCUGUUGUGUUCUGAGUUAUGUAUUUAUAAAUUUCGAACUACUCCAAGACGUCCAUUUUACUUCCUUUAUAACAGUAAUGUAGAACUUGUAGACCGGUGUAAAUGUCAUUCAUAUCGUGAUUACUGUCAAUGAGGUGUUGGGCAAAUGUUGACUUCUGUGUGUCUGUUCUCGGAUCUGGGCAGCUUUCUUUAUAACGGGUCCAUUUGUCCAAUAUAAAAACUGGGGCAGUCGGCAAAAUUUAUUUUGUGGAUUCCUGUUGAGCUGGUUUUAUCUAAUUGUUUGAGAUGGCUAUAAGAUAAUACAUGGAGUAUUGAUCUUCCCUUGAAUUCUGUCAACAACAUGACUGUGAGUAGUGACGGAAACACAUACAACAGCGUGAAUUCUUCAGUUUUAAGUCAUCAACUCCAAUUAUCAUUGGGUAAAAAUAUAAAUUGAUAUUGCAAGUUAGCCUCAAACUGGCUCUCAGGGUUUUUUUUUACAGAGGGUCAGGCUUACAAGUGACCAUGGGAACAGGUCCAAAUUCUCCGUCAAAUCCCAGGUCCUUAGUGAACCGUGAGAACCUUUUGACUAUGGUAACCUGUUCUUCCCUUUGAUCUCCCGUCAAUAGGUCAAGGGUUCUCAUACGCAGACCUUGUAGGGCUGGGCACAUAAAUACUGCUCCAUUUGAGGUGGGGAAAAAACUCUGAUACCUUCACAGUUUUCACAAGGUCUCUGGCUGGGGCAAGCUGUAGCGAGAUUUCCCUGAUGGGACUCAGCUUCUGAACUUGCUUGACCAGCCAAUCCUUUGUGGCUGCGUUAGCACAGCCAACCACAAAGGCUCUGCCUUCAAGAUGGCGGCUGAUUAUCCUGACGUCUUUGCCACGAAUCACCAACCUGGACAGCUCCCCCUUGAUUUUAUUGGCUUUAGCCUCCGUCCGUUUCCAGUCCGGGUGUUCAGAUUUGGCCAUCUUCUCCACAGACAGUGUCUCCAAAUAGGUGGAUGCUGGUGCUCUCUGUCAGACACCCGAGCCCUCUCCAUCUUUUGUCCUUGUCUUAUUUUUCUCGCCCCAGACAUCCUCAUGUCUCAGGUACUCUUGCCCCCCUCUUUCCACCUUUCUUCCUGGAGGCUUCAUUAGAGUCAGCUUUGGGGGUGCUGCCCUCGCCCUGUUUUUUUUUUUCAGCAUCAUGGUUCCCGGAGGAACUGGCUUUGCAGUGAGCCGAGUUAUGGUGCUUGGCAGCCCACGCCAGCCUCCUCUCACUUCUGGAUAGCACCUUUUCGCCUUUGGCUAAAGCAUCCGCUAUCCUCCGUCUUCGCAACUCGCCCCUGGAAAGUAGUUUUUUUUGUUCCUUUCCGGUUUCUGCGAGCUUGUCAUCAUAGUCAGAUUUCAGUAGACUUACCUCCUACAUUGGGGUCAGAUCGUCUACGUUGUUCCCACGAAUACCUGGUAUCUGAGGUUCACCUCCCCAGUGACCAGAUUAGAGAGGUAAGGGGUAUAUAUGACUGGGUUCCCCCUGGUUCCCAGGAGGUUCUGUUAAGACACUGAAUGUUAGGCUCCCAGUGCCAAUAGACUCUCGGCGCGGAUUGCAUUACACCUUAGUCUAGGGCCCCCCCACUUGGUUCUGUAGGUUGACCAACACCCAACUCUGAGGUUCUCCCACUCACUAAACCCCCAUAUCUUCCUAGCUCUCAGGUUGAUGUCUGGCAAAUAAUUUUUAUUAACUUGGAAAUAAAAUUGUAGUGCUAAGCAAAGUAUUUACUAAUACUUGAACAGAACCGGUAUGGAUUUACAAACAUAAACAAAUGAUGUUGCUGGCCUAUACUAAUAAUAGCAUUAACAUAUGAUUUCGACAAUUCCAUAUAAGCAAUGUUAAAUAAUGUUUAUUUUCCGGCCAGCAACGUCAUUAGUUUAUAUUUAUGAUCCAUACCGGUUCUGUUAAAGUAUUCGGGGAAAUCUGCAUACCUGUACUCAGAACUAGGACUUAUAAAAUGUUAGUCUGGUAACCAAAGCCCAGCAUGUUUGUUGGUUAUUGUGACACUUAGAUAAGUGUUUCCCAACCUUUUUCCCCGAGAUAAUAAUUCACAAUACAAAAUAUGUUGGGUACCACUUGGUUUUGUGAAUGUUGUAAUAUGUUUUUCAUCAUACUGUAUGGAAAACACCCGUUUUUAGUUAUCUAAAUCGUCCGCAAAAUCAUUGUUUUUGGGUACCUUCAAAUAGGGAACAGAAAAAAAUAUAUGGUAAAUUUUUUGGUUCGCUAACCUCAAAAUUCGCUUGAAAACGCUGCUAAUUACACAAUAUAUUUAAUUAUGUUUGUCAACAAUAGAAAAUAAACAUUGAUGACUACUUUGUUUAACCUCAAAUUAUGUGGUCUAAUUUUGUAAUGAUUAUAAAAGAUUAUUUCCACGGUAUGAUGAAAAUAAUUGUUCAUCACAUGGAGCGAAUGUGUCGUGAACCUUUCCUGAGGAGGUUUUAUACUUUCACCUUUGAUGAAUACCUUUGAGAAGUAUUAAAGUCACUUGGUUUUUUUUUUUUUUUUUUUUAAACUUAGGAAAUUAUCUUGUCCUUGUUCCAAUUUAUUUUUGAAUACUCACAGAGCUGAUUGGCUGACCAACAUCCCUUACAAUCCUGACAUAUUACUCAACUAAACAACUAAACACCCACCACAGUGACCACAGGUGGGGAAACACUGACAGAGAUGACAUAAUGUAUUUGUGAUUUCAGUAGCCACGUCACACAAGUCCUCCAAGUAAGACAGGGGUUUAAUUUUCUUAAACUUUAAACAAUAAUUAUAUUUCAAAAACCUUUUCUUUAUACUAUAUCAACUUUACUUCCUACAAGAUCUAAAUCCAAAACUGUGUUUUAUGCUGAUAAGCAUUUGGUGUUCUAUGUUAUUAAAUCAUGCAUGGGUUGUAUGUAGAAAUGUAUAAUCAUUAUUUUUAUAUAUAUAUAAAUCAAUAUAUAAUAAAUAUAUGAAAUAAAUUAUUGUUUGGAAAUUCAA
This is a messenger RNA of Macrosteles quadrilineatus (aster leafhopper), 8412 nucleotides long. RefSeq names its product AMP deaminase 2. The transcript is spliced from 16 exons. NCBI's taxonomy places the organism in Eukaryota, Metazoa, Arthropoda, Insecta, Hemiptera, Cicadellidae. Bases 126 to 2558 code for a protein of 810 amino acids. Gene Ontology annotation, molecular function: AMP deaminase activity. Gene Ontology annotation, cellular component: cytosol. The record is from RefSeq and is a predicted model, not a curated record. Gene Ontology annotation, biological process: IMP salvage; AMP metabolic process.